AUGGCAAUGUGGGUCGGACUAACGUUACAUUUCACUGUGUGCUCUCUGGUGGCCGGAAGAGCUCAAGAGGCGGCUAAUGUCGAUCACACAACUUGCGGAGAUGUGCGAGGGAUCAUUCGUUCGACAACGACUGGUCCAGUGCUAGCCUUCUUGGGAAUACCUUUCGCCGAACCACCAGUCGGUGAACGACGCUUUCAGAAGCCGACGCCAAAGAAGCCCUGGAAAGGGGUGAUGAACGCUACUUUGCUGCCACCUAUGUGUCCCCAAGUUCCCGUUAGAGUAAACAGCCACUUCGGAGUAACAGCAGCGGAUCCCUUUUCCGAGGACUGUCUCUUUCUGAACGUCUUCAAACCGGUUCGAAAUGAUGGUCCUACUCUGAAGCCAGUCGUCGUGUAUGUUCCGGGAGGAGCUUUUACCUUCGGAGGAAUUUAUCUCAAGAUAUUCGACGCGUCAGAACUUGCCGUGCGAGGAGACCUUGUCGUUUUCACCAUCGCUUACCGACUGGGACCGUUCGGGUUCCUAUAUCUGGACGCCAAAGAGGCACCUGGAAACAUGGGUCUCUACGACCAGCAACUUGCGAUGCAAUGGGUCAGAGAAAACGCCCGUUCUUUCGGCGGUGACCCUGACGUCAUCACCGCAAUGGGUCAAAGUGCGGGAGCCAUGUCGUUGGGCAUUCACAUCUUGUCACCCAGUAGCGCCGGUCUCUUUCAACGGGCCUACAUGCAGAGUGGCAGCCCGUUCGUCAGUGCUUUCUUAAGCAGCCCAGCACGGGCGAGAAAGAAAGCGGACAUGCUCGCAGACUACCUCGACUGCAGAGAGAAGAAUAAUCGAGAGCUCUCCGUGACGGAGGUCAUUACCUGCUUGCAAUCCAAGGAUGUCGAUGACAUUGUGAAAGCGGCGCGAAUUUUCAACGCAGACGGUUUGAGCGGAUUCUUCCCGGUUUUAGGUGACGACUUCGUGCCGGGAACGCCCGGCAGCGCCCUUGCGCUUGUUCCACCCAGUGUACGCGACGUCCUGGUGAGCGUUUGCGCUGCCGAGGGAGACUUCCUUAUCGAGCAUAUCCUCAAAAACGUCAACAAUAUCGACGACAUUGAACUCGUUUCGAAAAGAUACAUGACACUGCUUAUGAAGCUACUGCUAGGGAAUUUCAUGAGCGCCGACACCGAACCUAUCAUCGAGCGCUACUUCUUCCCUGUUGCUGCAGACAGUGGUGUCCAAGUAGCUCGAGCUGGCUCUGACAUUCUAAGUGACUUUUAUUUUGGCUGCCCCGCGCGUAGCAUCGCCCGAGGGCUCGCAGUUGCAAAUACGUCGGUGUACUUUCUUGUGUACGACGAGCAACUGUCCUUCCUUGACUGGCCCGAGUGGGUUCGCUCGACUCACGGGGACGACCUUGCGUUCAGCCUGGGCUCGGCCCUCGUCCUAGACGGUCAUCCUUCCGAAGGAGAUGUCAAGGCAACUGAAAACAUGAUAAACGUCGUUACGACGUUUAGUCGCACAGGGUAA
Messenger RNA from Rhipicephalus sanguineus (brown dog tick), 1503 nucleotides. RefSeq names its product acetylcholinesterase. Gene Ontology annotation, biological process: choline metabolic process; acetylcholine catabolic process. The coding region runs from base 1 to 1503 and encodes 500 amino acids. The record is from RefSeq and is a predicted model, not a curated record. The transcript has a single exon. Gene Ontology annotation, molecular function: acetylcholinesterase activity. Gene Ontology annotation, cellular component: plasma membrane. Lineage: Eukaryota; Metazoa; Arthropoda; Arachnida; Ixodida; Ixodidae.